CUUUAAACGAGUAAAUGUUGUAUGGCAAUAAAAUUGUCAACAUUAAAACAGUGAAAACAUUUUUUAACUGACGUUGAAAUAUUUAAAAAAAAGAAAGAUAACAAUGAAAAGAAUUUUUAUUUUAAUCUUCUUAUGGCAUAGUGUAAAAGCGAUUUGUAAUACGUGUCAACAAAAUGGCGUUUCCUGUAUCAGCAGAACCUCGUAUCAAUUGUGUUUCGGAGGAUCAAAGGCUCAUUUAAAACAAACAUUUAAGUGCUCGGAUGGCUUGGUAUGCACAGACUUGCCAAAUAUUUGCUUUCAAAGUGGGGGAUGGAAACCAAGUUGUGGUGACAAAUCGCAAUGUGGCGUUUGUAAUUCAAACCGAGUUUUUGCGUGUACAGGCCGAACAACAUUUGCAUUUUGUUUUGGUUCCAAUACUCCAACCGAUGUCAAAGGAACAUGUCCUUAUGGAUAUAUUUGUGAUUUAACUUCGACAUCAAUUUGUGUUCCGGAUAGAAUUGGAUUAGAACCAUCAUGUAAUAAAAAUGUAUUUGAGGAUUUGAAAUAAAAAUCAACUUUAAUU
Messenger RNA from Eupeodes corollae, 562 nucleotides. RefSeq lists its product as uncharacterized. Lineage: Eukaryota; Metazoa; Arthropoda; Insecta; Diptera; Syrphidae. The transcript has 3 exons. The record is from RefSeq and is a predicted model, not a curated record. The coding region runs from base 104 to 547 and encodes 147 amino acids.